This is a messenger RNA of Exophiala dermatitidis NIH/UT8656, 948 nucleotides long. Its product is annotated as thioredoxin-like protein. Lineage: Eukaryota; Fungi; Ascomycota; Eurotiomycetes; Chaetothyriales; Herpotrichiellaceae. Gene Ontology annotation, cellular component: mitochondrion. Gene Ontology annotation, biological process: iron-sulfur cluster assembly. Gene Ontology annotation, molecular function: iron-sulfur cluster binding; iron ion binding. The record is from RefSeq and is a predicted model, not a curated record. The coding region runs from base 1 to 948 and encodes 315 amino acids. The transcript has a single exon.
AUGCGUGGCGUGAUACCAGUGCAGACAUUGAGGGCUUUGUCCCGACCUAGCGCCAGCGGCAGGCAAUCAUUGAGCCGUGUUGGUCGGGCUGUGACCACCCGCAAUAUUAGCCAGGCUGCGAGGAUACCCGCCAUCACAGCAUCGCACGCUCGCCACAGACCUCACUUGCGGCCUGGUCAUCAAAGCUCGGCUCUGCCGAAGACGUCAAGUCGGACGAUCUAUAUUCAGACGCAGUCGACUCCGAAUCCCGAUGCGCUGAAAUUCAUUCCAAACCAUCCUGUCCUGCCUGAGAACUUUCCCUCGACCUUCCUCGAAUAUUCCUCCCCACGAUCCACGAUAGGCGGGCCGCAUCCGUCUCCGCUGGCGGCGAAGUUGCUGGGCGUGGACGGUGUCAAGUCCGUCUUUUAUGGACCAGACUUCAUCACCGUCACCAAAGCAGAAGACGUGAACUGGGCACACGUUAAGCCGGAAGUGUUUAGCCUCAUUACCGAGGCAAUCACUUCUGGCGAGCCAAUUGUUAACACCGUCGACAAGGCUACAGCAAGCGAGGGCCAGGAAGGUGGAGGCCCGGACAGUCUAGCGGCCAACGAUGACGACGACGAGGUCGUAGCAAUGAUCAAAGAGCUGUUGGAAACACGAAUCCGCCCAGCUAUACAAGAGGACGGAGGUGACAUUGAGUUUCGGGGAUUUCAUGACGGGCAGGUGUUGCUCAAACUACGCGGUGCUUGCCGGACGUGUGACUCCAGCACGGUGACGCUGAAAAACGGCAUCGAAUCGAUGUUGAUGCAUUACAUUGAAGAGGUCAAGGGCGUCACUCAAGUCAUGGACGAAGAGGAAGAAAUUGCACUGAAAGAGUUUGCCAAGUUCGAAGAGAAACUUCGACAACAGAAAGGACCCGAUGCGGUGGCGAGUACCGUGGGCAAGGGAAGUCUAGAUUAUGUUGAGUAA